CGAGCGCGUUUGCGACAGGCGGCGGCGGAACGUGGGGCCUUGACCGCUUCGCUUUGCCCCGGGUGGGCGUGGGGCGCGCGGUUUCCAGCUCCAACUCCUGUCGUUCCUCACCGCGACCCCCGACUCCUGAUCACGGUGGGCUGGUCGGUGGCGAGGGGGGCCGGCCGGCCUCUGGCCCGCCCCGCGAGGUGACCUUGUUCGAGUCCCCUGUCGCGCUGAGACGCGGCGCGCGUUGCUGGCGUAGGCCGGUUAGGGACCCGGCUGUGGGGCAGUUGAGGACACUCCACCGGCUGCCCCGGGGCAGGGAAACGGCCGGGCCGCCGGGAGCGGUGGAGUGUGUGUGUGUGGGGGGGGAUGCCCCUUCAUGUGAAAUGGCCGUUCCCCGCCGUGCCGCCGGUCACCUGGACCCUGGCCAGCAGUGUCGUCAUGGGCCUGGUGGGCACCUACAGCUGCUUCUGGACCAAGUGCAUGAACCGCCUCACCGUCCACAACAAGGAAGUGCUGUAUGAGCUCAUCGAGAACCGCGGCCCAGCCACGCCCCUCAUCACGGUCUCCAAUCACCAGUCCUGCAUGGAUGACCCUCAUCUCUGGGGGAUCCUGAAACUCCGCCAUAUCUGGAACCUGAAGUUGAUGCGUUGGACCCCCGCAGCUGCAGACAUCUGUUUCACCAAGGAGCUGCAUUCUCACUUUUUCAGCCUGGGCAAGUGCGUGCCUGUUUGCCGAGGAGACGGUGUUUACCAGAAGGGAAUGGACUUUAUUUUGGAGAAGCUCAACCAUGGGGAUUGGGUGCACAUCUUCCCAGAAGGAAAAGUGAACAUGAGCUCCGAGUUCCUGCGCUUCAAGUGGGGAAUCGGACGCCUGAUCGCCGAGUGUCAUCUCGACCCCAUCAUCCUGCCGCUGUGGCAUGUGGGAAUGAACGAUGUCCUUCCUAAUAAACCGCCAUACGUUCCCCGAAUCGGACAGAAAAUCACUGUGCUGAUAGGCAAGCCCUUCAGCGUCCUGCCUGUGCUCGAGCAGCUCCGGGCAGAGAAUAAGUCCACGGUGGAGAUGCGCAAAACCCUGACCGACUUCAUCCAGCAGGAAUUCCAGGGCCUGAAGACCCAGGCCGAGCAACUCCACAACCACCUGCAGCCCGACAGAUAGGCCCUGCCCUGCGCAGACCCCGCCCGGCUGCCUCACGGUCCUGUGAGGCCCCCGAGGUCUGGGGAAGAGGCAGCCCCGGGACCUGGUCCCCAGCUGCCAGGUUCUCAGUGCUGCCUUGGGUUCUCACCCCUGCACAUGGCUGGGCUGGGCUGGGCUGGACUGAUGCUUUGAGCUCAGAUGCGGUUUUUAGACAGAGUUCUUCAUCACCCUUAAUGGGUACCCUCCCCUAGUUGAUGAGCAUUCCAGCUCAUCUGUGGUUUUUGCAGUUGAAAAGGGUCUCUUGGCCACAAAGGGAGGGAAAAAUGUAGGCAGUGGCCUCCUUCUUGCCUCCAUGUGUGGUCUCCCAGGGCUGGUGUCUGGAGGGAGAGCAGUUAAGGGGGGAUGGGCGACUAGACGGCUUAGGGAGGGCCCCACAAGGCCAUUGGCCUUGAGCUGCUCACCACCUCAUGAGGGACAGUCUUUGGCCAGUGCUUCCUUCUGCCCAGGCUUCCGACAGGCCUGGGAGCUUCGGGCAGCCACCCCCCACCCCCACCCCCCACUGUAGGCAGGAGAGCAGCCCUUUGCCACAAGCGGGGCCUGUAGCAAGGGCCCCAGACCUGGCCAGUCGUCCCAUGCUGGGGCCCACCAACUUACUCCUCUCUGUGUCCCCGACAUCACUCAAGCCCCCUGAGGCUGGAUUUCUAUGUUUUAUAAAAAAUAAAGUAUCUGUGUUGUGCUG
This is a messenger RNA of Eptesicus fuscus (big brown bat), 1861 nucleotides long. It is a transcript of the gene TAFAZZIN, whose product is annotated as tafazzin, phospholipid-lysophospholipid transacylase. Gene Ontology annotation, cellular component: mitochondrial membrane. NCBI's taxonomy places the organism in Eukaryota, Metazoa, Chordata, Mammalia, Chiroptera, Vespertilionidae. The transcript has 10 exons. Gene Ontology annotation, biological process: cardiolipin acyl-chain remodeling; inner mitochondrial membrane organization. Bases 355 to 1143 code for a protein of 262 amino acids. Gene Ontology annotation, molecular function: 1-acylglycerophosphocholine O-acyltransferase activity. The record is from RefSeq and is a predicted model, not a curated record.